This is a messenger RNA of Balaenoptera musculus (blue whale), 2664 nucleotides long. RefSeq names its product interleukin 17 receptor E (gene IL17RE). Gene Ontology annotation, molecular function: interleukin-17 receptor activity. Lineage: Eukaryota; Metazoa; Chordata; Mammalia; Artiodactyla; Balaenopteridae. The record is from RefSeq and is a predicted model, not a curated record.
ACAGCAACGAAGGCCCAACACGGCCAAAAAUAAAUAAAAACAAAAACAUGAGGAAGGUCCGCCCAGAUUCCUCGCCAUACCCGAUGGGCCUUUACCCCCUCCCCAAAGCCUUGGUGUGCUUGGCUCUGCCACUGUCCCUGCUGUUGGUGCCUGCAUCUGGUGUCAGAUCCUUCGGGUCUUCAGUGGGCUGGCUCCACCUCCUGGUGCAGAAAUCCAAAAAGUCUUACAAGUUCCGGUUCUGUAGGAGGCACACGAUGCCAGCAUCUGCUCAGAGGAAGCUGCUAAGUAGCCGUUGCCUGUCUGAGAAGGGCCAUCACAUCUCCGUCCCCUCCCCAGACACCUCCCACAAGGGGCUGCGUUCCAAAAGAACCCAACCUGCAGAUCCAGAGAAAGGGGACGUUCUCUCCAAACGUGGCUCACAAAGGCUUGGAGGGCCUGAGUUCUCCUUUGACUUGCUGCCUGAGGCACGGGUUAUUCAAGUGACCGUUCCUCCAGGCCCUGAGGUCAGUGUGCGUCUUUGCCACCAGUGGGCACUGGAGUGUGAGGAGCUGAGCCGUCCCUUUGAUGCCCAGAAAAUUGUGUCUGGGGGCUGCACUGUAGACCUGCCUUAUGAAUUCCUUCUGCCCUGUCUGUGCAUCGAGGUGAGCAGAGGAAAAGAGGACACCGUGAGGCACAAAAAAUGUCCCUUCCAGAGCUGGCUGAGCCUGUAUGGCUUGGACUUCUGGGAGUCGGUGAACUUUACUGACCACAGCCAGCACAGUCAGAUGAUCAUGGCCCUGACACUCCGCUGCCCACUGAAGCUGGACGCCUCCCUCUGCCAGAGGCGGGGCUGGCAUACCCUUUGCGAAGACGUCCCCAAUGCCACGGCUCGAGAGUCAGAGGGGUGGUAUGUCUUGGAGAAGGUGGACUUGCACCCCCAGCUCUGCUUCAAGUUCUCUUUUGGAAACAGCAGCCACGUUGAAUGCCCCCACCAGACAUUCGCUCCAUCCUGGAACGUGAGCAUGGAUACCCAGGCCCAGCAGCUGGUCCUUCACUUCUCCUCAAGGAUGCCCGCCACCUUCAGUGCUGCCUGGAGCCACUCAGGCUUGGGGCAGGACAGCAUGGUGCCCCCUGUGUACAGCGUCAGCCAGCAGUUCAGAUCUGGGAACGAUCAGCGGGAUCUGGGAAUGAAGCGUGGGAAGGCUUCUUGUCAGGGGUGGCACUUGGCCCUAAGCCUGGACUCAGUGCUCAAGCUCAGUGACACUAGACUCAUCGUUCCCUUCCUGAGGCCAGGGGGCUGUGGUCCUGGUUCUGUGCCCAGCCAGAGCUGGAUCAGACACAAACCCUGUGCUGGAGAAGUCCCUAUCCAGGGGGAUUCCCCUUCACUAUCCCCAUGCCUCAUUCAACUUCCCCUGGGAGGAGGGUUUACCCUGGCUUACAGGGGUUGGGGGGCUCUGUGCCCUCAGGUUUGGAGGUCAGAUGUCCCAGUUUGCCUGAAGCACCUCCUGUGUCCGGAUGUCUCUCAUAGGCUCCUGGGGCUCUUGAUCCUGGCGCUGCUGGCCUUCACUACCCUACUGGGUGUUGUUCUGGUGCUCACCUGCCAGCGCCCACUGUCAGGCCCAGGUCGAGCGCAGCCGGUACUGCUCCUGCACGUGGCGGACUCCGAGGCGCAGCGGCGCCUGGUGGGAGCGCUGGGACUGCUGCGGGCCGCGCUGGCGGCGGGGCGCGACGUGAUCGUGGACCUGUGGGAGGGCCACCGGGUGGCGCGCGUGGGCCCGCUGCCGUGGCUCUUUGGGCGGCACUGGGCGCGCGUGGCGCGGGAGCGGGGCACCGUGCUGCUGCUGUGGAGCUGCGCCAGCCCGAGCCCCGCCGGCGGCCCGGAUGCCCGCGCCGCGCCCCUGCGCGCCCUGCUCCGCGCCGCCCCGCGCCCGCUGCCGCUGCUCGCUUACUUCAGUCGCCUCUGCGCCAAAGGCGACAUUCCCCCGCCCCCGCGCGCCCUGCCCCGCUACCGCCUGCUGCAAGACCUGCCGCGCCUGCUGCGGGCGCUGGACGCGCGGACUUCGACCCAAGCCACCAGCUGGGGCCGCCUGGCGGCCCGGCGUGCCUGCGGGGGUCGCGUGGAGCUGUGCCGCCAGCUGGAACGCGAAGCCGCCAAACUUGCCGAUCAAGGCUGAGCAGAGCUCACCGCACAGUCCGAUGUCUGUGGCCGCAGGCCUAGGGGCACUGGCUGGAAGCCCCGAAUGAGGCUUCUACCCUGGAAUCGUUGGAUGCCUCCUAGGGGCCACUGGCCGCAGAGCCUUACGCUGCCUCCCAGCCCGGGAGCAGGGCAUCACACUCACUGUCCCCGCCCGUUCCCCACGUUCCGCCAGGGUCCAGUCUCUUCCUCAUGCUUAUGCUUGAGGGUGCUCUCCCUCAGAACCCCCAGGAGAGUCACUCUUUUCCUGAGAACUCCUCUGACCUCAGUGCUGUUGUGAGUCGGGGGUCGUCCCACUUCCUCUCUCCGAAAUUCCAGAGAAUAGUCUGCACGUGCUCCAGUCCAGGCCAGAGGGGUUGGGACAGGGGUUGGGGAGGCAGGAGGAGCUCUGGCAGCUCUGAGUGGGAGGGGCGGCUGCAGAGGGGGUGGGGGGACAGAAAACCCCUUUGGGAGCCAGGGAUCCCCCUUUUCCAGACCGGGACCCUGCCCAG